AUGGCACUGUCAACCCGUGUUAAGGAUGGCGACUAUAUCAAAAAGGCGGAUCUUAAAGAGGGCGAUCUGGAUGGAUAUGAACACUACAAGACUAAACCGGUAUCAGUGACAGCAGACGGGAAGGAGACAGAGGAGGAGCUUGUAAUAUACCGGAAUAAAGAUGGAGGGUUAAAGCAAAUCCUAACAAGCUCAAGUAAGCCCAAGAGACAUCAUGGUCAUGGUCAUGGCCAUAGUCAUGAUGAUUACUACGAAACUCGUACAACCCGUACAAUCAGUAAAACCUAUGAGACUGGAGAACAGAAAGCUAUCUUCAAUAUUAACCUGGCUUAUAAACCAAACGUUACUAUCACGCCGGAAGCCAGACCCCAUAGAAGACAUCAUGGAGAACGCCGAGAAAGACAUCCCUCUCGCGAUAGAGAAGCCUCUAAAGACCGCACCGCCAGACAUGAAAGGAGACGCAAAGAGAAAGCCCUUCGCGAGGAGGAAAGACAGGGAACUAAAAAAGGAUCUGAUCGUCCGAACAGUGACAGCAAAAAACUUCCUGCUGGUGGGACUUCCGACUAUGAUUCUGAAUCCGACGGUCCUGCGAUAGAGCCUGCUGCUAAAGCGUCUUCUGUGAAAGAGGGUGGCUCUAUUAAACCAUCUUCUAUAAGAACGCCUUCUAUUCAAGAGCCUGGAAAGAAUGGCGCUACAAGAGAACCUUCUCUGAGAACAGCUACUUUGAUAAAGGAGGGUUCAGUUAGAAACGGUUCUGUGAAAAAUGGUUAUGACAACGGCGGUGGCCCUAUGAGGGAAGGUAGUGUUGUGAAAAAUGGUUCGGUGAGAAAAGAUAGUUCAGUGAUAGAAGGAGAAUAUUCCCGAGAGCCAUUGCUAAGGGGAAGUCCACAACCGAGUAUUCUAAGUCAAGAAUCCAUUCGAAAAUCGAACCGAGAGCCAUCGCUAAGGGGGAGUCAACAAUCCAGUCGAAACUCGAACCGAGAUCCAGAUCAAAUUCCACCCCGAGCUCAAAGUCCUCUAGUACCACCUAUUGGCAAAUCAAGACCAAGAGGCUCGCUCCUCUCAAACCGCCCGGACUCCUUGAGAAGUGGGAAACAAAACGCGAAUCCUUCUUUGAGUUCGCUCUCUAAUAACCUCAGCGCAAUGCGUUUGAGUGGCAAUAAUGCCUCCGCGGUUUCCUUGAAUACCACAACAACGGCCUCUACACCAAGUGCGAAUGGUCAAGAAGUGGACAAAGAAGCUUCAAGUCAAAAUAAUUUCGUUGGGAAUCCGUCAGGCUCCAACUACUCAGAACGCGCGGAACGCCGACGAGCGGAAAGGAAUGCACCAUAUUUGAAGGAUGAUCCACAAUGA
This is a messenger RNA of Sclerotinia borealis F-4128, 1350 nucleotides long. The record is from the annotation of a GenBank genome assembly. NCBI's taxonomy places the organism in Eukaryota, Fungi, Ascomycota, Leotiomycetes, Helotiales, Sclerotiniaceae.